CCGAACAUGAUCGAACGAGCGCCCAAGAAAUUUCGAAAAAAUUGGUGAAAAAGUGCGACGAGAGCUGCAGAACCCUAUCCAUGGCCGGAGAGGCGGGAGGAGAUCCCAGAGCGUGGUUGGCCGUAGACGAGACGGCGGCGGCCUUCAUCUCCCGCUCCCUCGCCUCGCGCCCCCCAAUCAUCCUCCCGCCGCCGCUCCACCGUGCGCCGCUCCGCCCGGGCAACGUCGUCGAGAUUGCCGGCCCGUCCAACUCCGGCAAGUCUCACCUUCUUCUCAUGGCUGCAGUGCAGUGCAUAUUGCCAAAGGAAUGGGAGGGCAUCUACUUUGGGGGCCUGGGGAAGUCAGUCAUGUACUUGGACCUGGACUGCCGAUUUGAUGUGUUGCGGCUGGCUCAAAUUCUGAGGAAUCGAAUUGCUGAGGGUUUUGCACAUCUGAGAAAUGGAGGCCUUGAAAAGGAUGGCACCAAGGACGAAUUUCAGUGUUCUUUUGAAAACACGCUGUUCUCUGAUUGCAUGCAGCAUUUCUUGUAUGUCCGUUGCUACAACAGUUCUGAAUUUACAGCUGCUUUGAAGACUGUACAGUCUCAAUCAAGGAGUGAAGUUCUUGGUGUCGGUAUAUAUUUUGUUAUGAUAGACAGCAUUGGUGCUUUCUACUGGAUAGAUCGUGCUUCUCAACCUGUCCGAGAGAGUAAAGGGAAGUCACUGCAGAGCGUUACUGAAACUGUUGUCCACGAGAUACGCACGUUUUUGCAACUUCAACCUGCAUUGGUGUUGGUCACGAAGGCACCCAUUUAUGCAGAAGGCACUACAACAGCAAAUGACUUCAAUAGGGGUUCUUCGAAGUACACGCUGGAGGAUUCAACCGUUUUGAGAUAUUCAAGACAGGAGGAAGAAAGAACUCUCUCUUAUCGGGAAUAUAUGCCAUCAAUAUGGCAGUCCUUUGUUACACACAGGAUAAAUCUGCAAGUAGAAGAAGCAGAAGUUCCCUCUGUGCAGGAAAAUGGGGUGCAUUCUACACAUACUUCUGAGUGGGUGCAACCUUCCCUUAAAACAAAGGAGAAGUUUUCUAUUGUGGAUGAUGGUGUUAUCCUUAUACAGUGAAUUGUGCUGAUGAAUAUGUCCAACCUCACUAAAACCUUUGAAAAGAAGUAUGCACACCUAUGGGAUAUGCUGUGAGGUACACGAGAUCCUUUCAAAACAAGGAAGUGCACGAGAUACAUUACCAGUCAUGAGGAGAAUUAAAAGGCAUAGGAUGCAGAGACACUAAAGCAUCAGGUACUCAGGUAUGGCCUUGAUCCCAAAGAGAAGAUGAAAAACACCAUCCAGUAGGUCAUGUUGCUUCCUGGUGACACACCUGUGUGAGUUGCUUCCUCAGUUCAGAAUGAUUUUAAGGGUUAAUUAAUGUUGGAACUCAUCCUGUGGCCAGCAAUGAGAAGACCUUUCAUUUGAGUCCUGAGAAGUCGGGAAACUCAUUUUCAUAUAGCAUAAAUAGUUCAAUUUGACAUUCUGAUUUAUUCAAGGCCAGCUGAUUGGUUGGUUACUGUGAAAACAUUCACUAUGAUUAUCUAAUAAGUUUUUAUUACUAGUUCAUUGUCA
This is a messenger RNA of Setaria italica (foxtail millet), 1595 nucleotides long. Its product is annotated as DNA repair protein XRCC2 homolog. Gene Ontology annotation, molecular function: ATP binding; DNA binding; ATP-dependent DNA damage sensor activity. The record is from RefSeq and is a predicted model, not a curated record. Gene Ontology annotation, biological process: double-strand break repair via homologous recombination. The transcript has 11 exons. Lineage: Eukaryota; Viridiplantae; Streptophyta; Magnoliopsida; Poales; Poaceae. Bases 81 to 1100 code for a protein of 339 amino acids. Gene Ontology annotation, cellular component: Rad51B-Rad51C-Rad51D-XRCC2 complex; replication fork.